GCCAUGAAAGUCAAGAAGACGCAUUGUUGUUUAUCUUUGUUACGCCACUAGGGUAAUGGUUUUUUGAGAAAUUCUUCCAUGGUUUUACUAAACUAAAUACUGAAACAAAAUGAGUUGGUUAGGAAGUUUGAUGGUGCAAACUUUGCGCUCCGUUUGGCAGCCAAACGUAAUGACGGUUCGAUUCCGUUACCAUGCUGAUAAAAUCGCUCGUGGGCCACUUAUACGUCGGUAUGGUUACAAGGAAAAAAUCCUGCAGCGAGGUCUGUUGCCACAUUACGAUAAUGGGCAGAAAUUACCAAUGCCGGAUUAUAGACCGAAAAAUGCUUGGUGUGAGAAACGAGCUCUGUUCGGACAGAAUGAUUAUAUUGAUAUCCUAGGAAAUGACCGUCUGCAUCCUACAAGAGUGCUUUACUCGGUACCAUCUUGGUUGAGAGGUGUUUCUGGAAAUGAGUACCAGGUGCUUUUACGGAAGCGAAAAAUGCUUAGCCAAACGAUUUAUCCGAUUGCGCGACCAACCAAGUGGAGAGAUAUGGAAAAAAGAAUUUCGUACCUCUACCGGUUCUUAAACCGUAAAACGAAGACGGGACCAUCCAAUAUUUAAGGUGGCUUGAGCUUAUAGUUUUUUUUCCUUAUCAAUGCAAUAAAUUACCACCUCAGUUUAAAAAAGAUAACUGAAGAAAAUUUUA
Messenger RNA from Toxorhynchites rutilus septentrionalis, 686 nucleotides. RefSeq names its product 39S ribosomal protein L51, mitochondrial (gene mRpL51). Gene Ontology annotation, molecular function: structural constituent of ribosome. Bases 110 to 601 code for a protein of 163 amino acids. Gene Ontology annotation, cellular component: mitochondrial large ribosomal subunit. The transcript has 2 exons. Gene Ontology annotation, biological process: translation. NCBI's taxonomy places the organism in Eukaryota, Metazoa, Arthropoda, Insecta, Diptera, Culicidae. The record is from RefSeq and is a predicted model, not a curated record.